Molecule: messenger RNA, 909 nt
Organism: Fimicolochytrium jonesii
Lineage: Eukaryota; Fungi; Chytridiomycota; Chytridiomycetes; Spizellomycetales; Powellomycetaceae
Exons: 6
Coding region: 1-909 (302 amino acids)
Biological process (GO): spindle assembly
Cellular component (GO): cytosol; HAUS complex
Source: RefSeq, a predicted model, not a curated record
AUGGAACCAGCUCUAAGCCCACAUUCAUCCAAAGGAAUCCACUCCGUCACCGAAGCAGCAGACCUCUCCCGGCUAUGGGUAACCAUCACCUCAAACUACCCCGCCAUCUUCCCCGCGGAAGACGCAACAGACACCGUCCACGAACAACUUUUGGGCUCCAUUAGCAGCGCAAAUGUUCUGAAAGGCGUUGCAGAACGAGACGAUGCGCGGAGGGUGGUAGCGAGGGUCGUUCAGGAAGCUCAGGGGGAUGUUGGGGGGUUUUAUGCGCACGAAGCGGCACGGCUAUCCGAUAUUCUCCAAACAAUGGGUCUCUCGAACGACAGGAUAUCGAAGACAGGGGAGGCGGAUUUAGGUUCCCUGACGUCGCUGGCGAUAGCUCUUGGGUUGGGAGACGACGUUGAUGUGGCGAGCUAUCAAACUGGGCUCACAUCGCUAGUCCUCGAGGAAUUGGCGCUCGACCACGAUUUGCAACAGCGGCGCACCACCUUGGAACAACUGGAGAAGCUGAACCGGAGAACUGAGGCAGCCUACUCGGAAGCCCACACAACUGUCGCAAACAUAGAAACCAACGAAGAACUCGACCGCCAACGAAUCCGCGAACAGAAACGCAACGCGCACAUGCUUCGCCAAAAGGGAGACGAAUACCUCGAUCGUCUCCAAUCCUACGAGCACCGCAUUCCCGCAAACGUCGACUCCUACUCCUACGGCGCCCUUGUAGACCUGAAACAAGAAAUCGCAGACCUAGCCGCGGAAACAGAGAAGAAAGAAACGGCACUGGACGCGUUGAAGGAUUUGCCGCCGGAUAUUACGUUGGCGAGGUUGAAGCUGGGGGAGCGCAAACGGGAUUUGCGGGAAUUGAUUGAUCGGAAACAGGCGAUCUUACAGGGGAUUGCGGGGUCGCUUGCGUGA